AUGCAGUUAGAGCAUGAGAUUUUAUUACACCCGAAAUACUUCGGCCCGCAUUUAAUAGAGAUCGUAAAAGCGAAGCUCUUUUCAGAUAUCGAAGGUACAUGCUCGGGCAAGUAUGGGUUCAUCGUUGCUGUAACUAACAUUGAUCAUAUUGGAGCUGGGAUGCUCCUCCCCGGCCGAGGGUUCGUUCAGUACCAUAUAGUUUAUCGGGCUAUUGUCUUCCGUCCUUUCAAAGGCGAAGUUAUUGACGCGGUCGUUACCCAAGUUAACAAAGUUGGGGUAUUUGCGGAAGCCGGCCCACUGAGUAUAUUUAUAUCGAAAUAUUCUAUUCCUCAAAACAUCAAGUUUGAAGGCGCUGACACGACAAACGAAACUACCAAUGAGGAGGACGAAGAAGAAGAGACUCAAAUCGUUCAGUUGGAGGAUCGGAUCCGGCUGAGGAUAAUUGGUUUGCGCGUUGACGCCAGCGCUAUCUUCGCCGUUGGUACACUUAUGGACGACUAUCUAGGCAAGACCCUGCGUGUGAAAGAGAAAUGUCGAAGCUUCCUGUACAUAUCCGCGAAAGUCAUGGAGCAUUCUAGCUAG
Messenger RNA from Hydatigera taeniaeformis, 582 nucleotides. The record is from the annotation of a GenBank genome assembly. NCBI's taxonomy places the organism in Eukaryota, Metazoa, Platyhelminthes, Cestoda, Cyclophyllidea, Taeniidae.